Messenger RNA from Solenopsis invicta (red fire ant), 1893 nucleotides. It is a transcript of the gene Cdc23, whose product is annotated as cell division cycle protein 23 homolog. Bases 35 to 1756 code for a protein of 573 amino acids. Gene Ontology annotation, cellular component: anaphase-promoting complex. The record is from RefSeq and is a predicted model, not a curated record. Gene Ontology annotation, biological process: cell division. Lineage: Eukaryota; Metazoa; Arthropoda; Insecta; Hymenoptera; Formicidae. The transcript is spliced from 7 exons. Gene Ontology annotation, molecular function: protein binding.
CGACGUAACGUGGAACAAGGUCAAGGCGAGCAAAAUGCAGGUGCAGUUCAAUCUUAAGGAGGUUAAGACAGACCUUCUGCACGCGAUACACGAAUGUUCUCAGCGCGGUUUGCUGCAUACCACCAAAUGGUUAGCGGAAUUGAAUUAUUCGUUGAAGAAUGUAGAAAUAGACGAACACGAUCUGACUACAGAAAUCAAGACGGAAAUUGGCGAACCAGAAGAUAUCUACAACCUGGCUAAAACAUACUUCGAUCUGAAGGAAUAUGACAGAGCGGCGUAUUUCACGAUGGAGUGCAUGAGCCCUAAAAUCAGAUUUCUACAUUUGUAUUCACGUUACUUGUCAGGGGAGAAGAAGAAGAUAGACGAUAUGACAGACGUACCACCAGAUCCUUUGAAGAAUGAAACGCUGAAAUAUCUUUGUGCUGAUUUAAGGUCGGAUCAUUUAGCGUCAAGGCUGGAUGGCUAUGGGUUGUAUCUUUUUGGUGUGACACUGAAAAAGCUGCAGCUUACUAAAGAAGCGAUAGAUGUUUUAAUGGAGUCUAUACAUAAGGAACCUAUGCAUUGGGGUGCAUGGUUAGAAUUGGCUGCAUUAAUUACAGACAGGGAGAAGCUGGAGAGCUUGUGCCUGCCCAAUCAUUGGAUGAAAAACUUCUUUAUAGCACACAUGUACUUAGAACUGCAGCUCAUAGAUGAAGGUCUAGAGUUAUAUUACCAACUCCAAUCAAUGGGCUUUCAGAAAAAUGGUUAUGUUUUAGCUCAAACUGCAAUUGCUGUGCAUUAUAGAAGAGAUGCUGAUAAUGCAAUAGAAACUUUUAAAAGAAUAAUAGAUGAAGAUCCAUAUUGUCUUGAUAAUAUGGAUACAUAUUCGAAUCUACUUUAUGUGAAAGAAAUGAAAGUUGAACUAGCAGAUCUGGCACAUAGAGCUACUGAGAUAGAUAAAUAUAGAUUAGAGACUUGUUGUAUAGUUGGAAAUUAUUACAGCUUAAGAGCUGAUCAUCAAAAGGCAGUGAUGUAUUUUCACAGAGCAUUAAAAAUGAAUCCACAAUAUUUGUCAGCUUGGACAUUGCUAGGUCAUGAAUUUAUGGAAAUGAAAAAUACCAAUGGAGCUAUCCACAGCUAUAGACAGGCAAUUGAGGUGAACAGACGAGACUAUAGAGCAUGGUAUGGCUUGGGUCAGACUUAUGAAAUUUUGAAAAUGCCAUUUUAUGGACUCUAUUAUUAUAAACAAGCUCAACUCUUAAGGCCCCACGACAGUAGGAUGGUUUUAGCCUUGGGCGAAGCAUAUGAAAAGCAGGAUAAAAUUCAAGAUGCACUCAAAUGUUAUUAUAAGGCAUGCAACGUGGGUGAUAUAGAAGGAAUGGCACUCUUAAAAUUAGCAACGUUAUAUGAGAAAUUAGGAGAACAUGAUCAUGCAGCGGCAGCUUAUACAGAUUUUGUAGCAGAUGAAUUCCGAAGUGUCGAUAGAACUGAGUUGAGUCAUGCAUAUAAAUAUCUCACACAGUAUCACUUAAAGAAGGAGCAAUUGGAUCAAGCUAAUCUUUAUGCACAAAAAUGUCUUCAGUUUGAUGAAACAAAAGAAGAAGCAAAAGUGCUAUUAAGAACUAUUGCUGAAAAGAGAGCUAAAGUGGAAGAAACUUCUAUGGUGGUGGAUGAUAUGAACGAAACAGAUCCUGUAAUUGAGCAAAGAUCACGAACAGAUGCAACACCUGGAAGUCAAUUAUCGCCGAUGAAUCUUUCAUUCACACCUACGCCAUAAACAAAACGGAUAUUUUCUAUUUAUACAUAGUAUACAAUUUUAUUGUUUGUAUACUAUGUAUAAAUAGAAUAAAUAGAAUAAUGUUUGUAUAAUUCUGUACAUAAAUAUAAAAAUAUUUAAUAAUUUUUUUCAUAUCA